AUGGCGGCGGAGGGGGCGGCGGUGCGUGUGGCCGUGCGGGUGCGGCCGCUGCUGCCCCGGGAGGCCCUGCGGGGACACCGGCCCUGCCUGCGGGGCGACGCCGACAACGGCGAGGUGGUGCUGGGACGCCGCCGCUUUCGCUUCGCCGCCGUGCUGCCCGAGGCGGCGGGGCAGGCCGCUGUCUACCAGGCCUGCGUCCAGCCGCUGCUGCGGGCCUUCUUCCGCGGCUUCAACGCCACCGUCUUCGCCUACGGGCAGACCGGCUCCGGCAAGACCUACACCAUCGGGGAGGCCAGCGUCGCUUCCAUCAAUGAAGAUGAGCAGGGCAUCAUCCCACGAGCCAUGGCCGAGACAUUCAGGCUUAUUGAUGAGAACGACCUCAUUGACUACACGGUCCGAGUGUCCUACCUGGAGGUGUACAAGGAGGAGUUUCGGGACUUGCUGCAGGUGGAUACAGCCAGCAAAGACAUCCAGAUCCGGGAGGAUGACAAGGGGAACGUUGUGCUCUGUGGUGUGAAGGAGGUGGAAGUAGAAGGGCUGGAUGAGGUGCUGAGCCUGCUGGAGAUGGGGAACACUGCCAAGCACACGGGAGCUACCCACAUCAACAGGCAGUCGAGCCGCUCGCACACCAUCUUCACCGUGACCAUGGAACAACGGCGCGGGGCUGGCCGCCUCCCCCUGCACCACCAGCCCCCCUCCAUCCCUGCCUCAGGCCAGGUCCUGGUUUCCAAGUUUCACUUUGUGGACCUGGCAGGCUCAGAGCGAAUUGUGAAGACAGGAAACACAGGGGAGAGGCUGAAGGAGAGCAUCCAGAUCAACAGUGGCCUCCUAGCCUUGGGAAACGUCAUCAGUGCCUUGGGAGACCCUCGGAGGAAGGGCAGCCACAUCCCCUACAGGGACUCCAAAAUCACCAGGAUCCUGAAAGACUCUCUGGGGGGGAAUGCCCAGACUGUGAUGAUAGCCUGCAUCAGCCCAUCCUCCUCCGACUUCGAUGAGAGCCUCAACACCCUGAAUUAUGCCAGCCGGGCUCAAAACAUCCAGAACAAAGCUGUGGUGAACUGCCGCAGGGAGACAGAGAACGUCGAAGAGCUUCACCUGCAGAUAAAGAACCUGCAGAAGGCGCUGGAACAGCGGCACCGCUCCGAGACCCGGAUCAUCCACCGCUCGGCCACCACCAAACGCUGCGCGCCGGACCCCACGGCUCGGCUGCUGGCCGAGUGUGCACACUACAGGACCUGCACGGAUGCGGCGUACAGGCUGCUGAUGGAGCUGCAGGAGGACAGUAACCUGACAGUGGAGCAGGUCCUGCAGGUGAAGGAGUGGCUGUGCACUGUGGAGAGUGAGAGGAGUGAGCUGACCUCAGCUGGGCUGGAUAGCGGCAUUGAGAGCACCUCGACAGAAGACCAGAGCCCUGAGGCACAAGGCUCAAAGCUGGCAAAAGCCCAGGUAAACACCGAGAAGGAGGGUGAGUCCACCAAAGAUGAGCAGGUUGCCAAACUGCAGAGACAAGUGGAGCGCCUAGAGGAGGAGAACCGUGAUUUCCUGGCUGCCCUGGAGGGCAUGGAACAGUAUAAGCUUCAGAGCGACAAGCUGCAGGAGCAGCAGGAUAAGAUCUCAGAGCUGCAUGUGCGCUUGGAGAUGGCAGUGCCAAAUUUGCAUGUGUCAGAACUGCUCAAAAACCUUCAUCUGCUGACUGCUGACCAGAGACCUCACACAGCCCCACUGGAUGCUGCCCUCUCCCAUGGCCUCAGCGGGGUUCCCUUGGGGCUUCUUGCCACUGAGCAGAGUGGAGGAGACUUUUGCAGGAAGCAGCUCUGUAGCAGCCAGGAGAAAGAACCAGCAGGCUCACACCCAAGCCAUGCACAGUGCCCAACCAGCAAUGCAGAGAUCAAAGAUGCAGUGCUGGGGAGAGAGCUUGGCCAGGACUCAGAGAAGCCAGCAGAGCUGUCCUCAGGAGAGGAGGAAGAGUGGGAACAAAAAAGGUCCCUGUCCCGGCGCCGGUGAGUUGAGGCUGUCCCUGCACUGUGCAGUAACGAGAUUUCUAAGUCGAGCGAGGAGCUGAGUGGAAGCAACAUCCCCUCAAUUCAAGAGCAGCUGGAGCUGUCAAAAGAGAUCCGCAGGAGGCAGGAGCCACUGCUCAGUCCCUGGGAGCGCGUUCCAGGGAAGGACUCGGAGUGGAGGCUGGUACAAGCACAGCAGAAGAUCCGAGAGCUGGCAAUCAACAUCCGCAUGAAGGAGGAGCUGAUCACUGAGCUUGUUAAGACAGGCAAGGACGCCCAGGCUCUGAACAGGCAGUACUGCCAGAAGAUCAAUGAGCUGGAGCAGGAGGCAGAGCAGGUACGAGCAGAGCUGAAUGACAGCCAGAAGCAGCUCCAGGAGCUGGAGGGCAGAGAGCCUCAGGACGCGGGGGAGAAGCGCAAGCUGCAGGAAUACCGCACACGCGUGGCAGCUGCACAGAGCAAGGCACAGGUUCUGUGCAAGAAGAAACAGGCAACAGAGAGGCUGGUGUCACUCUCAGCCCAGAGCGAGAAGCGAGUGCAGGAGCUGGAGAGGAACAUUCAGGUGAUGAGGCGGCAGCAGGGCCAGCUGCAGCGCCGGCUGCGGGAGGAGAGCGAGCAGAAACGGCGGCUGGAGGUGGAGGUGAAUAAGCAGCAGCACCAAGUCAAGGAACUGGAACUGAAGCACGAGCAGCAUCAGAAAAUUCUGCGCAUCAAAACGGAGGAAAUCGCAGCUUUCCAGAGGAAGCGUCGGAGCGGCAGCAACGGCUCUGUCAUCAGCCUGGAGCAGCAGCAGAAAAUUGAGGAGCAGAAGAAGUGGCUGGACAUGGAGAUGGAUAAAGUUCUUGAGCAGCGCCGAGCCCUGGAUGAGCUGGAAGAUGAGCUGCGGAAGCGGGAAGCUAUUGUGGCCAAAAAGGAAGCCCUGCUGCAGGAGAAGAAUGGCCUGGAGAGCAAACGACUACGUUCCAGCCAGGCCCUGACAGAUGACAUAGUACGUGUGUCCAGUCGCCUGGAGCACCUGGAAAAGGAGCUGACAGAGAAGAACGGGCAACUGCGUCACGGCAGUGCCCACGACCAGCAGCGGAUCCGCCAGGAGAUCAACAACCUGCGCCAGGAGAAGGACCAGCUGCUCAAACAGAGACUGGAGCUGGACAACAAGCUGCGUCAGGGGACCCUGCUGUCUCCAGAGGAAGAACGGAUCUUGUUCCAGCUGGAUGAGGCGAUCGAGGCUCUGGAUGCAGCCAUCGAGUACAAGAAUGAGUCCAUCACGUGCAGGCAACGAGUCCUGCGGGCUUCAGCCAGCCUGCUGUCCCAGUGUGAGAUGAACCUCAUGGCCAAACUCAGCUAUCUCUCCUCCUCUGAGACCCGAGCUCUGCUCUGCAAGUACUUUGACAAGGUGGUGACACUGCGGGAGGAUCAGCAUAGGCAGCACAUUGCCUUCUCAGAGCUGGAGAUGCAGCUGGAGGAGCAGCAGCAGCUGGUGUACUGGCUGGAGGCAGCUGUGGAGCGCCAGCGCCUGGAGAUGGAUCGUCAGCUCACCCUGCAGCAGAAGGAGCAUGAGCAAAACAUGCAGUUACUGCUCCAGCAGAGCCGUGAGCACAUGGAUGAAGGGCUGGCCAGCAGCAAGCUGCAGUACGAGGCAAGGAUUCAGGUGCUGGAAAAGGAGCUGAGCCGUUACAUGUGGGCAAACCAGGAGCUGAACCAGAGGCUGAGUAACAUGAACCUCCAUCCUGGACAGACCAAAGCAGGGAUGGAGAGAAGCAUCCACGGGGCUGGGGACAGAGCUAUCCCCACACACGGGACCUGUGAGGAGCCAAGCCUCGGGGAACAGCUGGUGCCUUUGGCUGAGGAAAGCCCCCGUGUCAGGGAUGAGAGCAGGGACCUGGUGCACGCCCCUUUGCCAUCAACGUGGCGACGUUCAUCCCUGCCCAGCGACAGCCCCGGGGACCUUCGGCCGCGGGAUGCCGAGCACUUGCUGAGAGCAGGGCAGCCCCAGGAGCUGCACCCGCCCCGCUGCCUUGCUCCUCCCUCCAAGCCCCGCCGGGAGCUGCGCAGAGCCAGCCUGAGCACCACCCCAGUGCCUUAUCACCCGGCAAUGAUAGACGUGAGGAAAAACCCACUGUAGGUGCAGAGCAGGCAGGAGCAGAUAUUGCUGACAUCAGCUCAAGAGCCUUCCUGCCCUACAAGCCAGCUGGGCUACAAAGCUGUUACAUUUCAGAGGCCUGAGGAAGAAGCACACAUGACUUUUCAUCACCAGCCUACAUUCCCCAGGUUGCUGCCAGUUUACACAGUGCUGACUGGACACCUUCCCUCCCACACCCUCUGCAGCUUAAACACUGGGAAGUGGGAGAUGCCUCCCACCCUGGACUCCAACACUAAAAACUUGUUUACAGUUUGGAAACCUCUGCUGUGGGGCUUGCUCAGCCCUAGCAGCUUCAGAGGAAGAUGCUCUGCAGUCCUGCAGAACUUUGUACAUUGUUUUUUGUAGUAACUUUGGGUUUUUUUACAUUUUUACUGUAACUUU
Messenger RNA from Calypte anna (Anna's hummingbird), 4521 nucleotides. RefSeq names its product kinesin family member 7 (gene KIF7). Gene Ontology annotation, molecular function: microtubule motor activity; ATP binding; microtubule binding. NCBI's taxonomy places the organism in Eukaryota, Metazoa, Chordata, Aves, Apodiformes, Trochilidae. The record is from RefSeq and is a predicted model, not a curated record. Gene Ontology annotation, biological process: mitotic spindle organization; microtubule-based movement.